GUUUUGCUGUUGAAGUGCACGAUAUUAGGGUUUAGUACAAAAUAUAUCAUAGCGAAACAAUUUAACACUGGACCUUGACACAUUUUUCAAUAUAUCGAGACGUUUGACAAAAAUACCAAAAAGUGAAGAGUGAAAAAACUUGGCUAGUAGGCUAUUGGUGCUUCUUGUCCCCAGACUACAGCAGAUCAGCAGAAUGAGGUGUGUCUUCAUUCAGCUCGAGCAGACAGGAAACACCGCUCAACUUUUUCUGUCUGGACCGUCCUCGUCAACUCUGCGUCUCUUCGUGUGUCACACCGCCCUGAACGCAGAAAAGGACAAUACUUGGAUAAAUAUAGCCUAGUUCAGUGUUUCAGACCUCCUCUGUCUUGUCAUGUCCGCGCACUGUCAUCCCGAAGCCCAGCGCGUGCGCUAGUUCACUGCAGCUGACGUCACAUCCAGCAUGGCGGUCAAGGUGCAAGCUACAAAAAGAGCCGACCCCCAUGACUUGAAGACUAUUUUUCUGAAGUAUGCCAGCGUGGUGGAGGAUGGAGAGCGUUACAUGACCCCCGGGGACUUUGUGCAGAAUUUCUUGGGUCUGCACACACAGCUUCAACACAACCCUAAAACUGUGGAGCUGAUAGCUGGAGUGGCUGACACCACUAAAGAUGGAUUGAUCUCUUUCCAGGAGUUUAUGGCCUUUGAAUCAGUUCUUUGUGCCCCCGACGCGCUCUUCAUAGUGGCCUUUCAGUUGUUUGACAAGACUGGCACAGGGAACAUCUCAUUUGAGAAUGUCCGUGACAUCUUCAGCCAGACGACAGUUCAUCACCACAUUCCCUUCAACUGGGACUGUGAAUUCAUCCGGCUACACUUCGGUCAUGAACGAAACAAGAACCUUAGCUACGCAGAGUUCACUCAGUUCCUACAGGAGCUGCAGUUGGAGCACGCCCGCCAGGCAUUUGCACAAAAAGACAAGAAGAAAAGUGGCACCAUCACUGCCUUGGACUUCAGCGACAUCAUGGCCACCAUCAGGCACCACAUGCUGACUCCUUUUGUAGAGGAGAAUCUGGUUUCAGCUGCAGGAGGCAGUACCUCCCACAUGGUGAGCUUUUCCUAUUUUAAUGCCUUCAAUGCCCUCCUCAACAACAUGGAGCUGAUCCGCAAGAUCUACAGCACCCUUGCUGGCACACACAAAGACACUCUUGUCACCAAAGAGGAGUUUGUUCAUGCUGCAAAUAAGUUUGGUCAAAUCACUCCGAUGGAGGUAGACAUCCUGUUCCAGCUUGUUGGUCUCCACUCACACUCUGGGCGGCUGAACCAUUCAGACAUUGAGAGGGUCGCCCCGCUGGAGGAAGGAGCCAUGCCGUACCACCUAGCAGAGACUCAGAGACAGCACACUCACGAAACGUCUCGGCCCGUCUGGCUCCAGGCUGCAGAGUCUGCCUACAGGUUUUCUCUGGGCUCAAUCGCUGGAGCUACUGGUGCCACGGCUGUGUACCCCAUCGAUCUGGUGAAGACUCGCAUGCAGAACCAGCGCUCCACAGGCUCCUUUGUAGGAGAGCUGAUGUACAAGAACAGCUUUGAUUGUGCAAAGAAAGUGCUUCGCUAUGAGGGUUUCUUUGGAUUUUACAGAGGUCUCCUCCCGCAGCUCAUUGGCGUUGCCCCGGAGAAAGCUAUCAAACUCACGAUGAAUGAUUUUGUCAGAGACAAGUUCACGGAUCAAGAUAAUACCAUCCCUCUUGCUGCAGAGGUCCUUGCUGGUGCAUGUGCUGGAGGAUCCCAGGUGAUUUUCACCAAUCCUCUAGAGAUUGUUAAGAUCCGACUGCAGGUGGCUGGAGAGAUCACCACGGGCCCUAGGGUCAGCGCCCUGAAUGUUGUUAGAGACCUGGGCUUUCUCGGCCUUUACAAGGGAGCCAAAGCUUGCUUCCUGCGUGACAUCCCCUUCUCUGCCAUCUACUUCCCUGUUUAUGCCCACACCAAGGAGAAGCUGGCAGAUGAUGAAGGAAGGCUGGGCGCACUGCAGCUGCUCACUGCUGGAGCUAUUGCAGGUGUACCGGCAGCUUCGCUGGUGACCCCUGCUGAUGUCAUCAAGACCAGGCUCCAGGUGGCGGCUCGAGCAGGACAGACUACGUACAGCGGAGUCAUUGACUGCUUCAGGAAAAUCCUCAGAGAGGAAGGUUUCAGGGCAUUUUGGAAGGGUGCAGGAGCUCGUGUCUUCAGAUCUUCACCACAGUUUGGUGUAACACUGGUGACCUAUGAACUUUUGCAGAGAUGGUUCUACGUCGACUUUGGAGGACAUCGUCCCACUGGUUCUGAGCCCAUUCACAAACCCACAAUGGAGGACUUUCCCUCUGUGACUGCAGACCACGUGGGUGGGUACCACCUGGCUGCUGCAACUUUUGCUGGCGUGGAGAGGAAGUUUGGUUUGCAUCUUCCCAAGUUCAAACCUUCUGGAGAAGCAACAAUGAAAUCAGCUAAUGCUGAACCUCAGGCCUGCUAAAAGGGUUACGAGUCGUGACUGCGAGGGCUGCAUGUUCCUCCAGUUUGCAUUUCAAGUCAGUUUAUUGAGCUGUCUUACUGCAAGUGCUGCAUGGGAAUGGCUAGCUUUUUUCUGGAUUUUUUUUGCAUAGCUUGCACAACGUAACUGUACAUAUUGUACUUCUUAACAGAGGGACAUUAUGGCUUUACUAAGGGUUGUUACUGCAUUUUUCUGGUGUGGAUUAGCUUUGGUGUGCAUGUGUCAUUUACAUUUAAGAGACACAAGGAUGUACAGAUAUUUUCAAAGUGUUUAUUUUAAAAUCAUUAUCAGGGACAUGGGAAAUAAUUUAAAUGUAUUUAUUGUAUUUUAUUGAAAUAAAAUCAUUCA
Molecule: messenger RNA, 2842 nt
Organism: Melanotaenia boesemani (Boeseman's rainbowfish)
Lineage: Eukaryota; Metazoa; Chordata; Actinopteri; Atheriniformes; Melanotaeniidae
Product: calcium-binding mitochondrial carrier protein Aralar1-like
Exons: 18
Coding region: 440-2476 (678 amino acids)
Biological process (GO): malate-aspartate shuttle; aspartate transmembrane transport; L-glutamate transmembrane transport
Molecular function (GO): L-aspartate transmembrane transporter activity; calcium ion binding; L-glutamate transmembrane transporter activity
Source: RefSeq, a predicted model, not a curated record